CCCUUUCGGCUCGAGGUGGAGUCCGAGCAGGCAAGUAAGCGCGGCCCCGAGCGGUUAAUCAUGGGACGUACGAGCGGCCAUGAGCGGUUAAUCAUGGGCUACUACUGCAUCCGAUACGCUCUCACAGCCGGCGCCGGGCUCACGGUCGGCUUCUGCCUGGGGGCUGCCGCGGGCCUGGCGAGAUUGUCCGACUUGGCGGGAGCCUCGUACGCAAUCUCCUUCGGUUUCCAAGGGCUGCAGGAAAGCGCAGGGUCGCCGCCCGGGCGGCCAGCCCUGUGCGCGGGCGAGCCCACCACAGGCGUUGGCGUGGCCGUGCCUGUAACGGCAGCGACCGAGCGGGCCAGACCCCUGGUCCUGGCGGCGGCGAGCGUGGCGCAGGAGUUCGGGAUCGAUGGGCUUUGCAAGUAUUUCGGCUGGACAGCUCGUCCAGAGGGUCAGCGAAGACCGCGUCUAUUUUACUGCACCCUCGUCGGGAACAACGGCCAGCAGGACGUCUAUGACCUGACUUUCGCAGAGAUCUAUCCGCUCGUUGAUCGGAUCGUUGCUUUGGAUCCUUUAGUGACCCUGACAGGAGCUCCAAGGCAGCCGAGCUUGAACAUGUCUGACGCGAGGUGGAAGCGCUAUGGGGACAAGCUGCGGCACGUCGUGUUGGAGAAUCCGAUUCCAGAGUGGAACCCCAAACUAUUUCCGAAAUGGUCUUCAGAGCAGCGGGAUAAGUUGAGCAGGCCAGGGCAUCACCAAAGCACGGAUCCGUUCAUCUUGGAGGAGUGGAUCCGCGCCCAAUUCCAAAGGGGCUUGCAGGACUCCGCGGGCACAUGGGAGUUGCACAAAGAGGACAUCCUCAUCGUCGCGGACUCUGACGAAAUCCCGCUUCGUGAGUCUCUUGUUGCCCUCGCUGAGUGUGAGAGCACCGCGUUCGCGGAGGUGAAGCGCAAGCUGGCUGGGGGCAGAAAACCACAAGACGCAUGCGUCAAGGACGCGAAGGUACUGUUGCUUUCCCAAGUGUUUGAGUAUUACAUCGAUUGUCCCACCACCGUUCCUGCGUGGUGGCACCCAGACGCUAUCCUCGCGGUCUGUGUCAUGGAUGGCGGGAUCGACAUGCAGGAGGUCCGCACUGGCAGCUCUGGCAGUAUGACGCCUGUCAUGGCCUCCCGUCACAUCCAUAAUUUUGCGAUGUCUAACGAUGAGGUCAUCUUCAAGUACACGCACUACGCGGAGCCUAGUGUGCCAGGUCUGAAAGAGCGUGUUCUAACGUUGCUGGCAGAAAACCAGGGAGGGUCUAGACGCUGGGCUGUCGGCCCCGACGAUUGACGAGAUGCGCUGGCGAGCCUGCGACCCGAAUGCAUUUGACAUUGGGCCUGGCGGCUGGUACAUGGACGUCGUCAGGCCGUCCAAUGAGCUCGUCAACCCGGCCAACACGCGUGGGUACCACCUGCCCGCGGAGCAGCGGCGUGGGAUCGACAGGCCUCUCGCGCUGCUCGAGGAGAGGCCAGAGUUGGCCGCGAAGAUCUUCUGGAAGGGGCACGACGAGCACGUGAACCCCUUCGUGGGGAAGCCGGGCGGGCAUCACGACUUCUCGCCAGGCUGGGAGGAGAAGCGUCGGAAGCCAGGGUGGUGAUGCUCUCGGGUCGGAUCGGGUCUGGCAUGGCAUUCGGAUGCAGUGCGGAACACCGUUGAGCCCGCGGGCUGAGCUCGGACAUGCCAUGAUGGCGCAUGCGUCCCGCACAUCCAGUACAGCGUUUCGUGGCCCCCUCCUCCCUUCUCCCUGCGUCUCACCCACCCAGCACAGCGCUUCGUGGCCUCACAGGGAGCCCCACC
This is a messenger RNA of Prorocentrum cordatum, 1818 nucleotides long. The record is from the annotation of a GenBank genome assembly. Lineage: Eukaryota; Dinophyceae; Prorocentrales; Prorocentraceae.